Messenger RNA from Adineta ricciae, 399 nucleotides. The record is from the annotation of a GenBank genome assembly. NCBI's taxonomy places the organism in Eukaryota, Metazoa, Rotifera, Eurotatoria, Adinetida, Adinetidae.
AUGAUCCUUGCUGGUAUUCUGCGAGAAUUUCGUGCUCAUGACGCAUCUCAUUCUCGAUCAGAUGAAAUUUAUCGUGAAGUACAGAAAAUAUCAGAAGAAUUAGCUGCACACGGUCAUGAAUAUGAUUCCAGUUGGACAACACGAACGAUGACUGAAGACGAAAGUGUCGCAUCGAUUCUAUGUGGUCAUAGUGAACGACUUGCCAUGGCAUGGAAUUUUGUAGUAAAUCCUCAUACGAAAAGAAUUCAAAUCACGAAGAACUUGAGAGUGUGUGGUGAUUGUCAUCGAGCAACAAAGUUAAUAGCUACAAUUCGUCAAUGUGAAAUUGUUGUUCGAAAUGCCAAUCGGAUUCAUCACUUCCAGAAAAAUGGUCAAUGUUCAUGUAACGAUUAUUUUUGA